Messenger RNA from Pipistrellus nathusii (Nathusius's pipistrelle), 378 nucleotides. Lineage: Eukaryota; Metazoa; Chordata; Mammalia; Chiroptera; Vespertilionidae. The record is from the annotation of a GenBank genome assembly.
AUGCCAGCGCCCCAGCCCUUCCCGCCGCCGUGCGCCCUGGCACCUUCCCCGCGCGCCUGGCACCCUCCCCCGCGCCGCGUUCCCGCCGCCGCCGCCCGCACCCAGGCGCCCCGACACCCCGACCCGCAGUUCCCGCCCGACGGCAGCUCCCAGGCACCCGGACACCCCGACCCGCAGUUCCCGCCCGACGGCAGCGCCGCCGCCGGGAGCCCGCACCGCUGCUCGGACGCGCAGUCAGUCCCCCGGGGACCCGGGCAGGGCCACAUUCGUAGGGCGGACGCCAGCCACUCUCCUUCCCCUCCCGAGGCCAGAGCCAGCGGUUCCUCUUCCCCUUCCCCGCCGCCGACAGCGAGACGUGGAUGGACAGGCGCCGCGUAG